Messenger RNA from Myxozyma melibiosi, 1101 nucleotides. RefSeq lists its product as uncharacterized. NCBI's taxonomy places the organism in Eukaryota, Fungi, Ascomycota, Lipomycetes, Lipomycetales, Lipomycetaceae. The transcript is spliced from 2 exons. The coding region runs from base 42 to 998 and encodes 318 amino acids. Gene Ontology annotation, biological process: retrograde vesicle-mediated transport, Golgi to endoplasmic reticulum. The record is from RefSeq and is a predicted model, not a curated record.
CAUCAAGAACAUCAUCAACACCAUCAUCUCCAUCUCCAAUCAUGGCCGAACCAGCACCGUCUCUGUCGGCCGCAGACAAAGCGAGAAUCCGUCGUGAGCGUCGCGAGGCACGAAUCCUUGCCGGCGGCACCAGCAGACUCGACAAAAUCACAAACACAGCGACAGAUGGCGAGGCCACCUUUGUCCGCGAGCACCAGCCCACCGUCGCUCAGCUCGUCAACAGCUCGACCUCCGCGACAUCGACGGCUGCCGACACGUCCAGCGCUUUUUCGGCGCCUGCUGUGUACGAUGAUCCCCCUGACGUUCUACCCGAUUCAAUAUUCACCUCGCCACUACGACGUGCGUCGACGGGCGAGAACCCGAUACUCAAAUUUCUAGCUGGCCGCCAGCAGCCUACCACCCCCGGCGCCGAAUCACCCGCCGCAGAUGCUGCUUUCCAAGACUUUUUCAGCCAAGCAAUUGCCGGGAACGCGUCCGGCGAUAUGAACCUCGAGCGACUGAUGCAGAUGGCAGGCAUGGAAGGGGCUGCUGCAGGCGCCAGCGGCGCGGCCGGUGGAAAUGGCGCGCCUGCGUCGUCGUCGUCGGCGGCGGGCGCUACUGCCUCUGCCUCGGGCCCUGAUCGCUCGUCGUUGUGGAGGACGCUGCAUUACUUUAGCGUUCUGGGCCUGGGACUGUAUGCUGCGAUUGUCCUGGGAGUGCGCGGGUCCCAGCUUUCGCGUAUCGAGAGCACUGGUGCUGCCGGUGCUGCCAACUCGCGCAUAAUGUGGUACUUUGCGACGAUCGAGCUCAUGCUGCAGUCCAGCAGGUUUCUUAUAGAGAAGGGCCGCUCGCCGUCAAAAUCGAUCUUCACAAAGAUCGCCUUCUACGUGCCGCCUCCAUACUCGAGCUAUCUCAUUCUCGCUGCGCGGUACACGCAUAUCCUCACCAACCUGGCCUCCGACUUUAGCCUGCUGCUGUUCAUCCUCGGCAUCGCUGCCUGGUAUCGCGGGCUGGAGUAAGGUGAUUGCUCGCAGUUGCUGCAUGAAACUAAUAAGAAUAAACGUCAAAUACACUUAAAAUAUGCUCUACAAUGUGCUCUACAUGCUCCACAUACUCUGCAAC